CUCUGCCUUCGCACCCGGUCCUGCUGCUCCUCUCGCCUCACCCGCUCUCGCUCUGUUUCUGCACCUGCCAGCUGUGCGAGCCGGUCUCGUCUCCGUCUAAUCGCUGCACAGCCCGUCGGGUGCACAGCCUAUCUCUUCCUUCUCUCGCCCGCCUGCCCGACCCGCGAUAGACCACCGCCGACCUCUGCGAAGCACCGCGCCCGCCUCUUCUGACCGGCGCCCCGAUGGGCCAGCGCGGCGAGCCCUCUGCGCCUGGCAGGGCCGCACAGCUCGCCUCGCCCAGCCAGGCGCCCAAGGCCGCCGCUGCCGCGCCGCUCUUCUCCAAGCGAGCGCGCCAGAUCCAGGCCGACUCGGGCGUCGCCGCGCCGGCGCCAUACCUGCCGCCUGCGCUGCGCGAGGGCGCCAGCCUUGAGCAGCAGGAAGGCACUGCCGGCCCGCUCUUUGCGCCGUCGGGCACCGGCAAUGCCAAGGGCCGUGCGCGCGCCGGCACGCUGCCGUCGUCGUGGUCGUCCGGCGAGGGCACGCAGCGCUUUGCCUCGCCGCUCGCCGCGCGGCUCGAGUCGCUGCGCUCGUCUGGCGUGGCCGACCCGCCGGCGGGCUCUGCGGCUGGCGCCAGCGCCCCUGAGCCCGCUCCGCUGCCGGGCCGGCCGCCGUCGCACUCCAUCUCAGGCGGUGCCUUUGGCGGCGCAGCACCUGGCGGCGGCGCUGCCAACCGGCUCGCAGCGCUGCGAGACAGCGAUGCCGGUGCCGCGAGUCGCCUGCGCUCCGGCAGCCUGGCGAGCGCUCUGCCAGCGCUAGGCAAGAACGCCUUUGGGCCCAGCAUGUUCUCAAGCACCUGGAACCAGGCCGCGGCGGCCAUGCACUCGGACCAGCAGGGCUUUGCCGGCGGGCAGCGAGGAAGCGGAGUGGCCUUUCUAGAUGACGGUAUGUCGCACAUCACCUCCACUGCGCGCCCGAGUCUCGCAGAGAGCCUCGAUGGCUCGGAGGACGUGCAGACGCUGGACUACCUCGGCCUUGCCGGCGGCAGCCCUCGCGGCGCGGGUGCUGCCGAGCGGACGCCCAUGCCGACCUUCGCCUCGCGGCAUCGUGCCAGCACGCUGGCCGCGGUGCCGCACAAUGGCGUCGGGCGUAAUGGUGCCGUUGACAGCGUCAGUGCGCUGCUGGCCAACGCCGGCACUGGCGGUGUCUCCGACGAGGAGAUCUACGAUGCAUAUGCGCGCGAGCACGGCAUCGACCCACAGGCGUUUGCGGCUGCUGCAGUCGCAGCUGGCUUUGCGCCGUCGUCCUCUUCCAGUCUCGGCCAGCCUGCCAGACUGCGCGCCGGCACGGUCGCAGCUCUGGGCGGACCUGGAGGGCGACAGCGCACCGAGCAGGAGCUGCUGCGCCUGGCGAUGGCCGGCCACUUCCUUGGCGGUGGCGCAUCCAGCGCGCUGGGCAGCCACACUUCGCAGAGCAUGGCUGCCUCGCUCAGCGGCGGCGGCUUCGGCGGCGGCUACUCUGCGCCGCUCGAGGGCUUCCCGCACGUCGAUGUCUCGACGCCGCCGCCGGAGCUCAACUCCUUCUCGCACACCGUCCAUUCGACGCCGACCCAGACGCACCGCGGCGCCGUCGCGCCCUCGACGCCCGGCGCAGAGUCGCGCACGCCGCAGAUACCCGGCCGCUCCCUGUGGAUCGGCAACCUCCAUGCGUCGACGACCGGGCAGGAGCUGAUGCACGUGUUCGCGCCAUACGGCGCCAUCGAGAGCCUGCGUCUGCUGCCAGAGAAGGAAUGCGGCUUCGUGAACUUCGUUGAGGCUGCGGACGCCAUCCGCGCACGCGAUGACGUCCUGCAUCGCCUUGGCGGGCGCAUCGGCAAGGGCACAGGUCCAAAUGGCUCAGUCAGAAUCGGCUACGGCAAGACGGACUCUGCUCCCGCGGCGCCCGGUACCGCCAGCGGCUACAACACGCCAGGCGGACGAGGCGGCCCCACUGGCGGCAUUGGCAGCCCACGCACAGAGCCGGUCACCUUCGAGAGCGGACCGGGCACGCCGGGUGCUGAGAUUGGCCCUACGCGUGCUCUGUGGGUGGGCAGCAUUCCGAGCUCGACGACGCCGUCCACACUGCUCUCCAUCUUCCAGCCGUUCGGCCCGAUCGAGAGCGCGCGCGUGCUGACGAACAAGAACUGCGGCUUUGUCAACUUCGAGCGCGUCGACGACGCCGUCAUGGCGCGCAAGAUGCUCAAUGGCCGCGACGUGCUCGGCAGCGAGAAUGGUGUGAUGCGCAUCGGCUUCGCCAAGGUGCCGACGCGCAAUCUCGACAACUAUCCGGGCGACCCGUCGAACGCUGGCUUUGCUGCGGCCAUCGAGGCUCUGGCGGAGCUCAAGGGCGCAUCGUCGGUGCCGAUGACUGCCGAGCAGCAGGUGCUCUCCGGCGGCAUCGAGAACUACCGAAGCAAUCUGGUCGCCGAUCUGCUUGCGCAGCAGCAACGGCAGGCUCAGAACAGCGCUGCAGCGCCGACUGCCGUGCCUGGCGCGCCGGCGAUGCACAUGCGCACCGCCUCGUCUCUUGGCACUAGCUCGUCCAACAGCAUCGUGCCUAGCAGCGACAAGGGCGGUGUGCCGCUGCCAUCCGACAUGGUGCCGCGCCCGGCUGUGUCGGACCUGCAGCUGCUCAUGCGCGAGCUGAGCGACGGCGACGACGACGUCGAGGCAGACGUUGCAAGCGUCUCGUCAUUCCGCCCGCCGGCGACAUACUACACGACCAUCCCGCUAGUCUCCGAGGUCUCGACGAGCCGCCGCUUCGACACGAGUCGCCUGCGCGAGCUGCGCAAGACGAUCGAGAACGGCCAGUGCACGCAGGACUCGGUCGACGCCAUCGCCAGCGACCACAUGGACGCCAUUGUGGACCUGGCGAGCGACUACAUUGGCAACACCGUUGUGCAGAAGCUCUUCGAGCGCUGCUCGGACCGCGUCAAGCACAUCAUGCUCGAGCGCAUCGCGCCGCACCUGGCGAUGAUCGGCAUCCACAAGAACGGCACGUGGGCCGCGCAGAAGAUCAUCGACACGGCACCGGCGCCCGAGCAGGUUGCCAUCAUCGCGCAGAACCUGCGGCCGUACGUGCCGCCGCUGCUGCUCGACCAGUUCGGCAACUACGUGGUGCAGUGCUGCCUGCCGUGGGUCGGCGACAAGUCGGACUUCAUCUUCGACGCCAUGGUCGACCGCUGCUGGGAGAUCGCGCAGGGCCGCUUCGGCGCCCGCAGCAUGCGCGCGUGCCUAGAGAAUCAGUACGUGUCGAAGCGGCAGCGCAAGCGCGUCGCCAUCGCGAUCAUCCUCAACUCGGUGCCGCUCGCCACGAGUCCGAACGGCGCGCUGCUGCUGACCUGGCUGCUCGACACAUCCGGCCUGUCGGGGCGCUACCGCCUCCUGGCACCGCGCUUCUCGCCGUACCUGGGCAACCUGUGCACGCACAAGCUGGCGUCUCUCACGGUACUGCGCAUCGUCUGCCAGAAGUCCGAGCCGGGCGCCAGCCGCACGAUUCUCUCUGCGCUCUUCGACUCGCCGAACGACGCCGUCCUUGAGGAAGUGCUGACGGAUCAGGUGCACGGCUCGCAGUUCGUCACCAAGGUGCUGGCGUCCAACUGCUUCGACGCCGAGGCACGCGCCCGCUACGUCGAGCAGGUCAAGCGCAUCGUGCUGGCCCACUCACUCAUCGGCGUGCCGGCGUACCGCAAGCUCGUCGAGGACCUCGGCCUGCCUGCUGGUCCCGCUCCGGGUCAGAUCGGCGGCGUUGGCGCGACGCCUCGCACAGACUUGGGCUUGGCACCGCAUCUCGGUCCGUUCCUGCCGACAGGUGCCACCGUGCCCCAGCAAUCUCGCUUCGCCGCCCCGCCAGUGCCGGCCAGCCAGCAGCAAGAGAUCAGCGCUAUGCUGGCGCAGAUGCAGCUGCAACAGGCCGGCAUGUUCUCGCCCAGCUCCGCCCUCGCGCAGUCCGGCUACAUGGGCGGGGCCGGAGCCGAGCGCCAGAUGCCCUACAAUGCGGCGUCGGGCCGCGGGCCAGCCGCCGAGAACGGCGCGAACUCCUCGUCGAGCUUCCCGGCACACAUGCGCUCGCCGCAGAGCGAUGCCUUCAACCCGUGGUCCAACGCCGCGUCCGACUGGGAGCGCAGCGCAUCGACCGGCCUGAGCCCCGGCCAAGGAGGCACGCCGAACUCUCAUCUGGCGCCACGCUUCGGCACGAGUCCGAACGGCCAGCACUCGAGUCCCGGCCAGCAGGCGGCGCAGUCUCAGCCUUUCGGCCAGAUGAGCCGGCAUCCCUUCCUCGAGCAGCUCGGACGCGGGCCGUUCUCGAUGCAAUAGCUCGAGCUGCUCUUUCCUCUUUCCUCCUCGUUCCUCAAUCCCUCCUCAACGCACUGAUCCCGCAUACACGCUCCUGCUUUGCUCUCUCUCUUCCUCGGCACCAUUUACCCGUCCGUUCCGGCACGCGACCCUUCCGUCGCCCCCCGAAGUGCGCUACCUCUUGCCCGAAGCUGCGACUCGACUAGACCCAGCCGCUCGGCCUACGCUCCGUCGCCCUCUCUAUUUCCUCUUUCCGCUCCUCUCUCACUCAUCACAUGCUUCGCUUUUCGACAACCCACAACCCACAGACGACCCCCAUGCUCUCUCUCUCUCUCUCUCUUGUCUAGCCAACGGCCCUCGCUCGCGCGUCACGCACACCCUCCUCACCGCCCCUAACUUGACAAUCUCUAUGACGAAGUACUUGCA
Messenger RNA from Tilletiopsis washingtonensis, 4739 nucleotides. RefSeq lists its product as hypothetical. The coding region runs from base 225 to 4334 and encodes 1369 amino acids. The transcript is spliced from 3 exons. Gene Ontology annotation, molecular function: RNA binding. The record is from RefSeq and is a predicted model, not a curated record. NCBI's taxonomy places the organism in Eukaryota, Fungi, Basidiomycota, Exobasidiomycetes, Entylomatales.